This is a messenger RNA of Cinara cedri, 10486 nucleotides long. NCBI's taxonomy places the organism in Eukaryota, Metazoa, Arthropoda, Insecta, Hemiptera, Aphididae. The record is from the annotation of a GenBank genome assembly.
AUGCCUUUGGAACAAAUGGGUUAUGGAGAAAAUAUAUCGGGAAACAAAUAUUUUGUGGUUAGUGAACAUUUCUUACAAAAUCGUUUGUUCCCAUUACUAUUUCUUCCAAAACCAUUUGUUCCAAAAAACACUUUUUCACCUUUUAUUCAUAGAACUACGUAUCCUUUGAACAAAUGUCCAUUGGAAGAAAUUUUGGGGUAACAUAAGUUCGACGGAACAAGCGUUUUUGGAAGAAAUGGUAAAAUGUUGAACAAAAGUAAUGUGGAACAAAUAUUUUAUGGACCAAACGGCUUACACCCUCUUUGAUGCCUUUAUAGAUUUUCGGAUUUAAAAAACACUGAUAUUGUAAUAUAGAUAUAUGUAUUAAAAAGAAACAACACCGAUGCUUUGAUACCACCGAUGACCGAUGCCAUGAGUCAUCACAGAUGACUUAAGGAUAAUUUGUGGUGUAAACACUGAUUUUAUUCAUUUUUUUUUUUCAUUAUUUCAAUUACAAAGUGUAGAGUACAGCCUAAAGACAUUAAAUAUUUACUACGUAAUGUAAGUAUGUAUCAACUACUUAACUGCAUAUUGUAUUAUUAAACUUUAAUCAUAAGACUUAUUUACUUUGAUUCUAUAAUUGUAUAAAAUAAGUAGGUACCUAAUGAUUCAUAACUAUAUUAUUAUUAUAUUCAUUACUAAUAAAUAAAAUAACUAGAUUUUUACCAUUUUGCAGAGGUGUGCUCAGGAUCAAAAUUCAGAACAGGCCCGUUUGUAAGUAUACAUGUUGGUGUGAUAUUAUUUCAGUAAAUCCUAUUUUGCUAACCAAAUAAUUUAUUUUUAUACAGAUGGAAUUAAUAAUCCCAUUUUUCCAAUUUUGGUGGUAUCAAUACCAUAUUUUUUAUUAUUAUUUUUUUAAUUAAAAAUUAUACUAUAUAAUAUUAUUUUAUUAAAUUAUUUAUGUUAAUUUUAAAAAUUAAAAUUUAUAAAUUUACUUGGUAGUUAGAUCAGAUCAAUAAAAAAAAAACUAGGACAAACAAAUUAUUCUGUAAAAAAAAUCUACUUUUAUUUAUAUGUAUAAAAUAUAAAUACAUUAUGUUAUUAGGUAUAUUAAUCUAAGAAGUUACAAUAUUUAAAUUGAUUAUUAAUUAUACUUUGAAUUUGACUUUACUAGUUUUAGCAAUUCAUUUUAGUUCAAGAGUAAAUUAUAAAACUUUAAACAACUAAUAUUAAAAUUUGCUAGAAUUGCUAGAAGAGUUCAAUAGCUGAAUAAAAUUAAUUAACAAAAUAAACGAGAAUAGUAAUAUUAUUACUACGAUUAUGGUUAUGGUUAUCCAUAACAAUAAUAAUAAUUAUUAUAUUAAUUAUUAAUAUAUGUAUAAGUAUAACUAAAACGGAAAUAAAGAAUAAAUGAAAGCAAUAUAGUUAUUUAAAUAUAAUUUGAUAAUAUAUUUGAUUUUCAUAAUACUAUUUAAUAUAAUUCCGGGAAAAAUCAAGGUCCCGAUAAAGAUUUUAGGGAUACCGGGACAAACUUUAAAAAACUAGGAUAAUCUUAGAAAACCGUUUGGACAACUUAUUAAUAUAUUAAUUUAAUUAUUAUAAUAUUAAAUUUAGCAAACUUGUCCAUAAUCUUUAUAGGAUCAUGAAUUACUCCUAACUAAACUGUUUUUCAAUUGAUAUUAACACUAAAUUAUGAAGAGGUGUUAUAGAUGUCCCUAAAUAUGUUUUGAUUCUUUUCAUCAAAGAAAAAAUGUGCAAAGAAGAGAGGGGGAAAAAGUUAUCUUAUUAAAUAUUACUUUGUAGGAUUCAGAAAAAGCCUGAGCCUAUUAGGCUUACCUGCUAACCACGCCAUUGUGUAAGACUGAUUUAAAAACCAUGUAUGGACAGUAUUUGUUUAUUAUAGAUAAAUAUAUAAUAAAUUAUUUUAAAAUAUGGCCAUAUACAACUAGAUAAGCAAAUUUCAUUACAAUGUUUGCAAUAUAAAAAAAUUGUCACAAACUAUGAUAGUGUUUUAUAGUUAUUUGUUUAUGGCUGUAAUGAUUUCCAUUUUUCUAUCAAGAAAAUAAUACAAAUAUAUUAUUAUUUAUCUUGGGUGUGUGUUUCAUAUACAUUGCUUCUGUCUUAAUAGCGUGCAACAUUAAAUUUUGCAUUCAGCAGGAACAAUAAUAUUGUGCUGUGUCCUAUCCGAACAAGUCUUCUGGAAGAAAAGUUGUGUACAAAUAAAAAAUAAAUAAACAUCUUUGUAAAACUAUAAGCUUCUUCGCUCCACACAGAAUCUAAAACUUAGGUAUAAUGGGGGAAAUUUAAGAAAAUAAGGCUUAUUAUUUUCAAUUUUGUUUUAGAUUUUUUGUGAAACGAGGAAUACUUUACAAUAAUGUUAAUUUUAUUUUUUAUUUUUAUAUUUUAUAUACAAAAUAUCUAUCAAAAAUAUUGUUUCGAUUUUCAAGUGCAGCACUUUUUCUGAAAGGAAAUUUUCCUGGAGUAAUAGUUCAAAAAAAUCAUUUUUGAGAAAACGUACAAAAAUAAUGCUUUUAGUUUUAAUUUUGUUUUUGUAAUGUAAUUCAGUUAAAAAUAUCUGUAGAGACUUGAAAUUUUGAACAAAAACAUUGCAUUUGACUCUUAUAGAUGUAGUAAAAAUUUUUAGCCAUUUUAGAGCUAUUCAUAGACAUUUUAAUUUUGCUAGUUUUUUUCCGUAAUAUUUAAUCGACCAAACAAUAAUACUUGAAAAUUUAACAGGAGGUUAAGUUAAGUAAAGUUAAGGUAAAGUUAAGUUUAAAUUAAUAUUUUAUUUUUUUUAAGAAUUUUAAUAUCAAAUUUUGAUAAAAAAAAAUCGUAAAUAUUCUAGCCUUUUAAAACAUGUAUAACCAAACUCUGCUCAGAAUAUUUUAUUAGUAAUGAUACAUCGUUGCGUACUGAUAAACUUUGAAAUCCUCUCUAUCCUACCUUCUCAAAUUCUCAUAUACAACAGUGGCCUUCCCAUAUUGCAAAUUAUGUCGGUCUUUUUUUUUCUUUGUUUAUUUUUUACUGAUUUUAUAAAAAUAUAUGAUAUGUGUAUCUAAGGUAUUUUGUCUUAAAGUUAAUCAAAAUAAAUAACUAGAUACUAAAUUGUUACUGCUGAUACUGCAUACAAUGAAACUCAUAUUAAAUUGUCAGGCAUUUAUGUUUCGUCAAACAAUUUUAUCCAUAUAAUACCUACAAAAAUAAAAAACUCGAAAAUGUAAAAGACCCAGAAACAUAUCUUAAAUAUCAAUAAAAUAUUUAAAAAAAAUACAUACAUACUUUGCAUGAUAGGUGGGCCACUGUUAUAAGUGAGAAGUUAGAAAUGUAGGAUAUGGAAGGAAUUCUAAUGUAUAUCUGUAAGUAAUGAUAAACCAUUUAACCAUUUCUAAAAAUAACCAAUUUGGAGUGAAGUUUCUUUUAAACAUGUUUGUACAUUUUCCUUUUAUUCUAAAUUAUUUUGAAAACCAAAAAAUGGCUUCCCAAAAGUACCAACUAUGUAAAAUUUCCUUUUAGAAAAGUUGUUACACUUGACACAUUGGAAAAUAAUUUUUGGUAAAAAAGUUCCUCACAAUUUAUAUAUAUAAAAAAAUAUUAAUAUACUUUGUAAAACAAAUUAUAAUCCUUUGCUUUGCUCUAAAAUUACUACAUAAAAAAAAGUCCAAUAUAAGUUAUAUAUCUGUAUAUUAUAUUUAUAUAUUGUAAUCUGUUAACAUUUUGGGAACAGAAAAUUUGGAUAUUAUUUGAAAAUUAAAUUUUUUAUAAAACCAAUCAAAAUGUCACCUUACCAAAAUUUUAGGUCUGCAAUUAUUUUAAACCAAUUAACAACAAAAAUUUAAAAUAUCAAAAUCAUUCUAAACUUUCUUGUAUUUUCUACUUUAUUUUACAAUUAUUACGAAAACUGAUUAAAACUGAUUUAACUGAAAAUUAGAAUUUAAAAAAAUACACAUCAUAGUAAAAAUAAUAUAUUUAGUGCCCAAAUAUUAUAAAAUAACCUUUCACAAACAUGUCAAAAGUUUCAAGGGGGGAAAAAUCUAGGUCUUCCAUAUACUACACUUCUAUACAUUAUUUACGGUUGUAAUACGGUAAUAUUUUACUUUUAGUAGGUACCAAUAUAGAGAAAAAUAAAUGAGACGCGUAAAAUCAUAUGAUCUCAACCCACAAAAAAAUAAUAUUUAGGUUUAACAGAUUAAACGUUACAAAUUUAUAUUAUUUUACCUUAUACCAAAGAGGCCAACAGUUAAAAAAAAAUUAUUUUGUUUUGUCAUGGAUAUUUUAACUUUUUAAUUGGGACAAGGAAUGAUCCAAUCUAUUAAUUUAUUAUUAAGGCUAUUAAACAAAUAAAUAUUGAUUACAUACAAUUUUGUGUAUUGUAUUAUUAAUUUAAAAUUAUUUACUAAUAAAGAAAAAUAAUAUUUUUAUAUUAUUACUUUAUAUGAUAAACGUUGUGUAAAAUCAGUAUAUUAAUGAAUUGAUUUGUAAAAUUGAACUUUUCUGAAUUGGCUGUUAUGGUUCUACAUACCUUAAUUAUUGUAUUCAUAUUAAAACAUAAACAUUAAAUUUAAUAUUUAGUAAUAUUGAUAUUGUUAGAAUAAUAAAAAUAAUAUGAUCUUUGGUAUGUUUUGUUAUUUUAGGUGAAUACGAAAACUCUACUCAUAUUUUGAGACGUCAAUUGAAAAACGCAAUAAUGUUCAGUUUGGCUAAACUUUCAUAUUAUGCAUGCAACGAUUUAGAGAAGAAGUGGUAUUAUACUGUACCGAAAAAUGUAAUCGAUAUUGAUGUACGUGACUGUUGUGAACUACUAUUGGGAUUGAGAUCAAAUAAAAGUUACCCAUCAGCAUUAUAUGAGCUAACACGUCCGUUUGAACUGUGUACCAUUGCCUCAAAACAUGGUCAUUUAGAUUGUCUUAUCUAUGCACAUAACUUAGAAUUUAAAUGGAAUACUGAAACAUGCAAUAAUGCAGCAAUAAAUGGACAUUUUGAUAUGUUGGUAUAUGCUCAUGAACACGGAUGUCAAUGGAAUAUUAAGACAUGUGAAAGGGCAGCCAAAUAUGGGCAUCUUGACAUCUUAAAAUAUGCUCAUGAGCAUGGAUGCCCAUGGGAUCAGAAUACAUGCUCAUCAGCGGCUUCAAGUGGGCAUCUUGCUAUUUUAAAAUAUGCCCGUGAACAUGGAUGUCCGUGGGAUGUGAAUACAUGUACAUUUGCUGCCAAACAUGGGCAUGUUAAUAUUUUAAAAUAUGCCCAUGAACAGGGAUGUCCGUGGGCUGAGAAUACAUAUGAAUUGGCGGCCGAAAAUGGGCAUCUUAACAUUAUAAAUUAUGCGUAUGAUCAUGGUUUUCCAUUGGAUGUGAAGGUUCGUGAUUUGGCAGCCUCAAAUGGUCAUCUUGAUGUUUUAAUAUUUGCUAAAGAGCAUGGAUAUCCUUGGGAUGUGAGUACGUGUUCAUUGGCUGCCUCAAAUGGGCAUCUUAAAAUCUUGAAGUAUGCUCAUGAACACGGAUGUCCAUGGGAUGUAAAUACAUGCAUAUUGGCGGCUUCAAAUGGGCAUCUUGAUACCUUAAAAUAUGCUCAUGAACACGGAUGUCCAUGGGAUGUAGUUAUCUGCAAAUUAGCAUUAAAAAAUAAACAUUUUGAUGUUUUAAAGUACGUUCGUAAAUGUGGACUCAGGACUCCUACAGUUUUUGCAAAAGGAUGGGGCCAAUUCGUACAAGAGGCGGAUGCUGCCAGAAAAUUAUACUAUGAGUCCAUUCAACAACCAGAUCCUGAAGACUACGAACCAGAUCCUGAAGACUACGAACGAGAUUUUGAUUGUAAUUAUUUUUUUAGAACCUAUAAAAAUCCCUUUUUUUGAAAGUCUCGUUGAUAUUUGAAACAAUUAGGAAAACCCCGGUUCUUUAGGUUAAAAAAGAUUAAAAUAUUAAAAAUAAGGUUGCCACUGGCAACUGUUUUUAUUAAUUUUUUGUUAUUAUUAAGUUUUUAUUAUUUUAAUCUUUUUUUAAACAAUCAUUUUAUUAUAAUAUGACAUAUACAUUGUUGAUAAAGCAACAUUAUUAAUUAAACUCCGCUCAUAAUUUUUUUUUUUUUUUUAUUAGCAAUGGUUUAUUGUUACUUACAAAUAUACAUUAAAUUUCUGUCUGUAUCCUACCUUCCCAACUUCCCACCUACAAUAGUUGCUGCACACACAUGUGAAAUAUGUCAGACUUUUUUUAUUGAUAGGCACUAAUUUUCAAUAAUUUUUAGUUGAUUUGUUUUAGAAUAAUAAUAAUUAUUAGAAUAUAAUAAUCCUAUUUUAUACAUUUGUUUGAGUCAUUUAAUAAGUUUUUCAUUUGACUAAGUGGUUAAGAAGUCAGUUGGUCAUUCUUUUUCUCGCUUUUUUUAGUUUUUUAAAGUAUUUCCAAGUUAUUAUUAAACCUAUAAUUGGAUAAUUCAAGGUUAAAAUUCUUUACUUUUUCCCUGAUUCUUCAAGACAAAAAUUGUUAAAAUCUAAUAAGUUUAUGAAUUUGCAGACCAUAUGAAUAUUCAGUUUUAGUUUACCAACUAUUUUAAUAUUUCACUUGGUCUCUUUUGCACAAUGGCGACGAUAUAUUUUAAAUGCAUUACGAUAAUUAAAUACAUCAUAUAGAAAGAAAUCUGCAAUUCCUUUGAUCAACCAUGUUGAAUUCUUGUUUCAAUCUCAAUUUUAAAUUAAUUAGACUAGACAAUUUCCAGCAAUUAAAAUGUCAUUUAUAUAAAGUGUUAAAUAAAUUGUCACAUUUUUGUUAUUAGUACAUUCUUGUAUAACAUAAAAAUUACUAAAUUUUGAAUUUUUAAAACCAAGUUUAAUAAAAUUAUCAAAAACUAUAGCAUUUUGAGGUUUGCUUUAAAACAUAGAUAAAUUUACUUAGUUUACAGACUAUCCCUUCUCCUGUUUCAAAGCAUUUUGGUUGAGACAUGUAGACAGUUUCAAGUAGGUUUCCAUUUAGAAAAUCUGUCUUAACAUCUUGUUGAAAAAUUUGUAAGUUCUGAAAUUUAGCGACAAAUCUAGCAUUUCUAUGUUAAAUCUUUCCUUUAUCCCUUUUAAUUUUGAAUACCCAAUAUGAAGAGAUUAAUUAACAAGAAUAUGGUUUUGGAACGAACGACCCGAUGUUAUUGUGGUUUUGUCAUCAUCAAGAUUAGCAUCAUUAUCAGUGGAGUUAAAAUAACCUACCUAUUUAUCUGGGAUCAUUCGAGUUGACUCGGAGUUAAUGGCUCAGCAUUCCCAAACGGCAGUGUAGAGUUAACUCUGAUAUCUCGAACGACACCAGAGUUUACUCGAGUACUCAUUGUAGAAAUUAAGUUUGCAACUUUCAAAGAGGAAUAAAUAUUUUUAAUUUGAAAAAAAAAGUUAUAAAAUAAUAAUUAAGUAAUCAUAAGUAAAUUUUGAUAAAUAAUAAAUAUAAGGUCUAUGAAAGAACGUAGGUAGUAAUAGUAAUUAACAGUCAAAUAAGAUAUAUUAUUAUUUAAGAUAAAAAAAAUAAAUAACAAGUAAAUGUCAAAUAUUCAGCUUACCAGCCUAUACGGGGAAUUCUUAAUAUAUUUGGCAGAAAAAUGAAAACUACCGUACAAAAAAUUACCAUAGCUCCACUCGUAGGUGUAUAACUAAGGUGUUACCCAAUACACGUCUGGGAGGCAGCCAAAAGAAUGGCGAAACUAUUCGAAAGGAGCUAAUUAGAGUUUGUCAAAUGAAUUAUGGGACAAAUAAUCCAAACAGAGGUAUCUAACGAGACAUUACACCCUAAUCGACUGGAUCAAGCUUGUGCACGAAUAGCACGACAUUUGGAACAAUCCAUAAUAGAAACUGAAAUAUAAAAUAUAUAUAAAUAAUAAAAAUCAGUAGAUGUAAGGACAUAAUAAAUAAGAAAUAAUUAAACAUGAAUAAACAUCAAAACACUCAAGUCAAAAAUUUGAUUUAUUUUAUAAAGUAUGUACAUUUCAUUAUAAAUAUAGUCAACAAAUAUAUAAAUAAUACAAUUAAUAAAUUAAUGAUGAAUGCGUCGCCUGGAGUAUUAUGAUAUGUGUAUUAUACAACCAGCUUUGAAUUAAAAAUUCAUCAUCAGGUAUAUCACAAAGUCAAAAUGUAAAACUCGACUGAAUAUAAAUUAUAAACUUAAUUAUUAAAGGUAUUAUAUAUUUUCUUUAAUAUUUGUUUAAUGUACCGAUUUUACCAUGUUUUUCCUGGUUUUUCACAUUUGCUGGAAAAACUUGAGAAAAUCUAAAAAUGACCUCCCCAGUCAAAUUUCCUUUUAGAAUAAUUGCUAUUAUUAUAAAUUAGAACAAAAUUGCUGGUAGAAAUGUUGUUGAUAUUUUUAACUAAUACCUGCAUAUUUUGCAUUAUCCCGUUUUUCCUUGGUUUUUUUUUUCAUUUUUACACAUUUGUUUAGAAAACUCCAGAGAAAUAGAAAUAUGAUCUCCCAGAAAUACCUUUCCUCGCCAAUUUUCUUUCAGAAAGGUAUUACACUUAAAAAUCUGAACAAGAUCUACGGUAGAAAAGUUGUUCACUGAAAAGAAAAAAUAUCUUUGUAAAACCAUAAGCUUUUUCACUUCACUCCGAAUAUAAUAAUCUUACAUGAUUUUAUCUUGUGAUAACGUUUCAAUUUCAGUUUAAAAUCGCGUUGUAUUUGAAAAUUUGAGUGCAUCGCGCUUCAGAAUGAUCUUAAUAUUCUUGUUUCGUGGUUUACUAACACUAGGAUAUGUUGAAAAAUGAUAUUCUAUAUCACUUUUAAGACAUCGAUCCCCUAUUACAGAUAUUUAAUUAACGAUUAUAGUGUUACUUCUGUGGACAGUAAAAAAGAUUUGGAUGUUCUUUUUAACACUGAACUUAAUUUUCACUCUCAUACUGAAUUGAUGUUGUUAAGCUUUAAAAACGCUUAGUUUCGUAUUACGUGUAUCUUAGAAGUUCUAUUAUCUUCAUUGAAAACUAUUGCUCAUUUGUAUGUUCCUUAUUAUAGUAUGCGUCUAUUUUAUGAGACUCUUACAUGGAUACUGACUCCUGACAAUUGGAAAAUAGGACGAUUUUUAUCUUCCCCGGCACUUAUAUUAAAUUAAAUCAUCUUCAUAACUAUUCCCUAAUUAUGCAAGAACUUUGUCUUAUCUCACUGGUAGACAGAAGAGUUUACGCUAACUUAAAGUUUUAGCAAAAGCUAGUGGAUGAUCGUGGUGAUGCUUCUGCUCUUCAUCCAUUGGUUAAUUUUAAAGCCCCUUCUCGCUCCCUUCGUGUUCCUUACGUAGUUUCUGCACACACAAAAUUCUGCGAAACUAGUCACUCAAAAUGUUUCUUUUGCUCAGAUGACAUGAUUUUAGAAUGAUAAACACAAAGGUCCACAAACUCAAACUUAUACACAAUAGAAAAAAAAUGUUACAUCGCUUUCUGACGUGAUGGCAGAAUUAACAAAAAUAAACCAGAGAUUGAAAAAGCUCGAGCAUAACCAAUCAAAAAGUACAGAAAAAUAGAAAACUUGUAGGACACUUCGAAUUGUAAUAUGGAACGCUAACGAGCGUUUGGAACCUAUUUAGAAGUGCUCUCGGAGAAAACAGUUCUUUCUACUAGAACAAUAACAAUAGCCGACAUUGAAAAUUCAGUUAAAAAAUUGAUCGACGAUAUUAUUCUUAGCAACUUUGACAGCUUCCAACGGUAAACGCCAGACUACAUACCUACUGGAAAUAAGAAAUCUAGUUCAACAACAACGUCGAGCGAGAAGAAUAUGCCAUAAUACACGGCAUCCAACGGAUAAAACCGAAUGGAACCGUGUAAGCAAAAUACUUUAUAACAAAAUUAACAAAAUUAAAAGUUUUUAGAUCAUAUAUAAGUGGUCUCUCUGCAACGGAUAAUGCCGAUUAUUCGUUAUAGAAAGCCACAAGACAUAUAAAGAGACCUCGUGUUCAGGUGUCAUCUAUCCGCAAGGAAGAUGGCACCCGGGCUCGCAGUGAACAAGAAAAAACAGAAAUAUACGCUCAAAAUCUUGAACGCGUAUUUCUACCUCACGACAUAGACUCUGAGCUUGAUAUUGUGCAAUGUCAACAGCUUAGUGUAACACGUGAAAAGAUUAAACAUUUCACUCCAUUAGAAGUUGCUUCAGUAAUAGAUGACAAUUUAAACCCCCAAAAAGAACCAGGCUAUGAGGAAAUAAAUCCAAAAAUACUUCAAGAGCUUCCAAAGAAGGCUAUCAUUCAUCUUACUUAUAUAUACAAUGAUAUUUUGCGAUGGGAAUACAUACCAGAACAAUUGAAACGGGCACAAGUGAUUAUGUUGCUCAACCCGGGAAAAUCACCAGAAGAUGUCACAUCAUACCGACCGAUAUCACUUUUUCCAAGUUUGUCUAAACUCUUAGAGAAACUUUUACUUAAACGUCUUAAACUAAUCAUAGAAGGAAAACACCUUAUACCGGACCAUCAGUUUGUAUUCCGCAAUAAACAUUCGACAAUCGAUCAAAUUCAUCGCGUCACUAACGUGAUGAGUAAAGCUCUUAAAGAAUUACUGCUGUGGAGUGUUCCUUGA